This is a messenger RNA of Striga asiatica, 1417 nucleotides long. The record is from the annotation of a GenBank genome assembly. Lineage: Eukaryota; Viridiplantae; Streptophyta; Magnoliopsida; Lamiales; Orobanchaceae.
ACGAUUAGGCGCCUCACACAUAAUUUGUGUAAAAAGAAGUAAAGAGAAAAGUAACAGCCCAAAGGGCCAUAGCCAUUUGUUUGCCGAAAGGUUAAACAAAGAGGAGUCAACUAAAAGGAACCAAAACCAUCUCUUUUGAACAGCAGAACAAAUACUGUAGAGAGAGACAGAGAAAGAUGUCGGACGAGGAGCAUCACUUCGAAUCUAAGGCGGACGCCGGCGCAUCCAAGACCUACCCUCAGCAAGCUGGAACCAUCCGCAAGAACGGUCACAUUGUCAUCAAGGGCAGGCCCUGCAAGGUUGUCGAAGUCUCCACCUCGAAAACCGGAAAGCAUGGGCAUGCGAAGUGUCACUUUGUGGCUAUUGACAUAUUCAAUGGAAAGAAGCUUGAAGAUAUUGUUCCAUCGUCCCACAACUGUGAUGUGCCUCAUGUGAACCGUACUGAUUAUCAGCUUAUUGACAUCUCUGAAGAUGGUUUUGUCUCUCUUCUGACUGAAAACGGUAACACCAAAGACGAUUUGAGGCUUCCUACUGAUGAGAAUCUGCUUGGUCAGAUUAAAAGUGGGUUCGAGGAAGGAAAGGACCUUGUGGUGUCUGUUAUGUCGGCAAUGGGAGAAGAGCAGAUCUGUGCCCUGAAGGACAUUGGUCCCAAGAACUAGUAACUAUAUGAAUGUCAUUUGUCUGUCAUAAUAACUGCAGAACCAGACAGCGAAUUCUUAUUAUGGUUCUUGUUCCAAAUGGUAUUUUCUCAAAAUUUUCUUUUUAUCUGGUUUUCUGGUGAUUAAAGUUACAAAAAAAUGUCGCUACUCCCUUCGGAGAGUUGACCUAAUACGCAGCAAGACACGGUUUUUAUACAACAGACCAAUGAUUUAUGCUGUCUGUGUGUCAGUCUGGAUUUUUUUGCCCUCUUUUUUCUUAGUGAUGAUUUUUGAUUGCUGUUUUAGAAGUGUAUAUCAUAAUAUAUUUGCUUCAGAAUUCAGAUAUGUGCAUCUAAGUUACUGCGUAAGAUAUAAACCGAACUUUCAUCUGGAAUAGAAUGUUAUACAUGUAGUAAUUCAAUUGUGGCCAGUGAAAUUUCUCAAGUUCAGCUCACGCAUUCAAUAAAACAUAUAAAACUACAUAGCUUUUGCCAACUUAAACCAUUACAAACCCUAAAGAUUUCAGUCUACACAAUCACGACGAAGUCUUAUUUGCCUUUCGGAUAAUUACCGUACACAUACGAACCGAACCCCCAAAACGUGAUCGCCAACGAGGCAACGACAAUAUCUUGAAACCACUCAUCAAUCACGACAAAGUCUUAUUGCCCCUUCGGAUAGUUACCGUACACAUACGAACCGAACCCCCAAAACGUGAUCACCAACGACAAUAUCUUGAAACCGCUCAUCAAUCACGACGAAGUCUUAUUGCCCUUCGGAUA